ACGCGAAGAUGUAAAUUUUUCAAUUCCCGUACUCCAAUCUGUCAUUGCUUUUGGAAUACCUUAUCGUCUCCAAGCACAAAAACAGGAAGAGAGAAAGGGAGGAGGAACAUGAACUUUUCUUUCGAUUCCCGUGCUCCAAUCUGUCAUUGCUUUUGGAAUGAUCGUAUAAGAUAGAAAAAGGCCUAUUUUCUAUAAAAAAAUUCUCCAAACCUUCUGAAGGAAGUAGUGAUCGAGGGGACGACGGAGGACAAACACAAAACAUCCGACACGCUCACAUCACAAUGACUGGCCGCGCGGCACGCCCCGCGUGCACCCCACGGCUGCACGGCACCGCGGCGAGCCAAGUUAUCUGUCAGGUUGACGCCGUGGCCCCGCCGCCUCCCCAAUCCCGGGUGCCCGGCAUGCUGUUUCUCCCCAAACCCGGCGGCCAUCCCAUCAAUCCAACAGGCGGGGCCGGUCAGCUUCCGGCUGCCAUUCACGGCGCGCCGCGCCGUCGAAAACCACGCGCCGCCCACCGUCCGCACGCUCGCGGCGGCAGGGGCGCGCCACGCUUAAAAUCUCCCGGGUCCUCUCCCCUUCCCGGCCAUCGCCGCCGUUCGUAGCUGCGCCACGUACACGAUCCCAUCACUUCCACUGCCGCUGUUCAUCAGGGCUGCUGCCCAUCUGAAUCUCAUGGCGUCCAUCGUGCUGCUGCUGUCGGAGCUGCUGGGAGGGGAGAGCGCCAGCGUGCUGGCGGCCGACCGCUACAUCACGGGCGGCGGCCGUCUCGGCCUGGGGGAGUUCCGCCCCACCGUGGCGGAGGCGCCGGCGCCGGCGCCGGCGAAGCGGGGCGCCGCGGCGGAGGGCGCGCCGGGGCAGACGAAGCAGGGGAGGGAGCAGGAGUCGUUCGAGGACCUCGCGGUGCCCAGGAUCGCGGUCGACGUCAUGUGGCCUUAGAGAGCGUCUUUCUGAGCGAGUCAUCUGAGCUUUUUUUUUUGGACACGGGAGACGGAGAUAUCAGUUUCCGCUCAUGUAAAUGUGUAAAAGGAUAUUUAAAAAAAUGUGUAAAGGAUUCCUCAA
Messenger RNA from Panicum virgatum (switchgrass), 1059 nucleotides. RefSeq lists its product as uncharacterized. The coding region runs from base 673 to 936 and encodes 87 amino acids. The record is from RefSeq and is a predicted model, not a curated record. Lineage: Eukaryota; Viridiplantae; Streptophyta; Magnoliopsida; Poales; Poaceae. The transcript has a single exon.